AUGCCUUCCGACCACCACCACCACCACCACCCCUCAACACUAGCCAUCCACGGCGACGACCCCUUCGCCACAAGCAUCGACAUCGCGCCGCCGCUUCACGUGUCGACGACGUUUCGUUACUCCAACAACCCGGAUGAACUCCUCUCCUCUCCGCCUACCUCCGGGGGCCAGUCCUUCGUCUAUUCUCGCGUCGCAGAGCCCAACACCACGCGCCUCGAAGCCGUUCUCUCUGCCGUCACAAAAGGCCAUGCCCUCACCUACGCCAGCGGCCUCGCCGCCUUCCACGCCAUGAUGGUCUACCUCCGCCCGUCCGUCGUCGCCAUCGGACACGGCGACCGCGCGGGCUACCACGGGUGCCACGGCGUCCUCGAAUUGCUCAAGAAGCUGUACGGGCUGCGCGUCGUGGACCUGGAGGACGAGAAGGCGUGGGAUGAGGCCGGCUUGGGAGCGGGCGACGUCGUGCACAUCGAGACGCCGAUCAAUCCGUACGGGGAGGCGCUGAAUAUCAAGGCGUAUGCGGAGAGGGCGCACAAACGUGGCGCGUAUCUGACUGUCGACAGCACGUUUGGCCCGCCGACGCUGCAGGAUCCGCUGGAGUUGGGGGCGGAUUGUGUGAUGCAUUCGGGGACGAAGUAUUUGGGCGGCCAUAGCGAUAUGCUGUGCGGCGUUGUGGUGGUGCCGCAUAGUCGGAAGGAGUGGUUUGAGGGGAUGUGGACUGAGCGCAUGUUUUUGGGGUCGGUGCUGGGGAGCUUGGAGGGCUGGCUGGGGCUGAGGAGCAUGCGCACGCUUGAUCUUCGCGUUAAGAUGCAGAGUCGCAAUGCGGAGGCUUUGGUGGCUUGGUUGGAUGAGAUGGCCAACGGCAAGUCGUCUGAUGGCGCAUCGGAGGACUCGGCGGCGUUUGUCACGGCCAGCGUUGUGCACCGUAUUCAGCAUGCGAGUCUGCAAAAGGACGACUUUGAGUGGCUCAAGGUGCAGAUGCCUAAUGGGUUCGGUCCGGUGUUUGCGUUGUGGAUGAAGGAUGAGGAUCUCGCGAGGAAGUUGCCGAGCAAGUUGAAGCUGUUUCAUCAUGCGACAAGCUUGGGUGGGGUAGAGAGUUUGGUGGAGUGGAGGAAGAUUAGCGAUCCCAGCAUCGAUCCGCGGGUGCUUCGCUUCUCGAUUGGUGUUGAGAAUUGGGAAGAUUUGAGGGAUGACCUUUUGCAAGGGUUCAAGGCGCUGCUUGGGAAAGACAACACGAACUAG
Messenger RNA from Lasiodiplodia theobromae, 1239 nucleotides. Its product is annotated as Cystathionine gamma-synthase protein. The transcript has a single exon. Gene Ontology annotation, molecular function: pyridoxal phosphate binding; carbon-sulfur lyase activity. Gene Ontology annotation, cellular component: cytoplasm. NCBI's taxonomy places the organism in Eukaryota, Fungi, Ascomycota, Dothideomycetes, Botryosphaeriales, Botryosphaeriaceae. The record is from RefSeq and is a predicted model, not a curated record. Gene Ontology annotation, biological process: transsulfuration. Bases 1 to 1239 code for a protein of 412 amino acids.